UGAAGUCAUCUUUUCCCCGUUGAUAUUAACAACCACAAAUCAUAGAAAAUGACUUAAAUUAUUUUAAUUAAACUAUAUAUUUUGAUUGGACCAAACACACCCCAUAUUUGUUCAUUUUUCUAAUAUUAUCCUUUCCAUGCGUCUUUAAAUAGCAACUCUAUAUCUACAUUUAUAUGAUAGCAUCAGCUUGGUAUAAAUUUAGCAGCUAAGUUAGCUAAUAUGGAUUUUUCAAGAAUCACUCUGCGUCCAUAUAGAUCAACGGAUGUUGAUGAUCUCCUCUCAUGGGCAUCCGAUGAUCGCGUAAUCCGGUCCAUCCAUUUUACUAAGUUGACUUCCAAGGAAGAUGCAUUGACCUUCAUCGAUAAAUCUACCAUCCCAUGGCGUCGAUCCAUAUGCGUCGAUGAUCGUUCGAUAGGGAUCAUGGUGGCCCGACCUGGAUCGGGAGAUGACAGGUGUCGAGCAGAGAUUGGAUAUGCGCUAGCGGUCGAGUAUUGGGGACAGGGGAUUACACCAAAAGCAGUGAAAAUGGCCAUUCCUUUAAUAUUGGAGGAGUUUCCUGAAAUAGUAAGGCUACAAGCAUUAUCUGAUGCUGAGAAUAAAGCAUCACAUAGGGUGUUGGAAAAGGCUGGGUUUAUAAAAGAGGGCAUGUUUAGGAAGUAUUUUUACUUUAAAGGUGAAAUUAAAGAUGUUGUACUUUAUAGUUUUCUUUCCACUGAUCCUAUACCUUCAUGAAAUUUCAACAUCUGUGAUUUCGACAUCAUUAGUGUUUUCUAUGGUCUCUCGGAGACAACCUUUCUAUCCAGAUACAAAAAUAUUGCCUAUUAAUUUGGUCAGACUCUCUGUACGAUAUUAUAUUGAGUAUAUUAUUGUUAUUGGCGA
Capsicum annuum is the source of this 879-nucleotide messenger RNA. RefSeq lists its product as uncharacterized. NCBI's taxonomy places the organism in Eukaryota, Viridiplantae, Streptophyta, Magnoliopsida, Solanales, Solanaceae. Gene Ontology annotation, molecular function: acyltransferase activity, transferring groups other than amino-acyl groups. The transcript has a single exon. The record is from RefSeq and is a predicted model, not a curated record. Bases 220 to 732 code for a protein of 170 amino acids.